This is a messenger RNA of Dunckerocampus dactyliophorus (ringed pipefish), 4726 nucleotides long. RefSeq names its product nestin (gene nes). Gene Ontology annotation, cellular component: intermediate filament. Gene Ontology annotation, biological process: positive regulation of intermediate filament depolymerization. Gene Ontology annotation, molecular function: intermediate filament binding; CCR5 chemokine receptor binding. Bases 68 to 3634 code for a protein of 1188 amino acids. Lineage: Eukaryota; Metazoa; Chordata; Actinopteri; Syngnathiformes; Syngnathidae. The transcript is spliced from 4 exons. The record is from RefSeq and is a predicted model, not a curated record.
CGGCCACACGGGCCAAGCCACCCAGGAGCAUCAUUGCCACAGGUCCAGUUGGAGGUUCUGUUCUGUGAUGUCCAUCACCGACAUGGAGCUGCUCGCUACACAUGCACACUUGCCACGGGGUCACCUGGCCCAGGAGAAGCACCAGAUGCUGGACCUGAACCGACGUCUGGAGAGCUACCUGGGCCGGGUCAAAUUCCUGGAGGAAGAGAACGCGCUGCUCGCCCAGGAGAUCCAAGCUCUGCAGCGCAGCAGUCACGGCGCCACAGUGAGGAAGAAGAGCAUGGAGGAAGAGCUCUGUCAGGCCAGAGCAGAGCUGGACGCAGCCUGGAGGGAUCGAGUCUGCACGGAGAUGGAGGUCAGCAAGCUGAGUGAGGAGCUGGUGGUUCUGGACCGGCACUGGCAGAGGGAGGCGCAGGCCCAAGUGGAGGCCAAGACCAAGCUGGAGAUGAGCAGGAAGGAGCUGGAGGAGGAGCACAGGGCUCAAAGGUGGCUCGGGCAGAAGAUCAGCCAGCUGGAGGAUGAAAUGAGCCUCCUGGUUCAGACCCAUCAGCAGGAUGUGGCCCGCUUGGAAGCAACACUGACACAUUCCAGAGUGUCGGUACCACCACACUUUGCUCAGAGGGGCAACCCGACUUCAGACCUCCGUCAGCUGGAGCAGGAGCUCUGCCACAGGGCCUCCAGAGCCUGGCAGGAGAUGGCAGAGGCCUACGAGGCCCAGCUGGUUGAGCUCGAGAAGUCUCUGAACCAGAACCAGGCCCGCUUGAGCCAAGCAGACCGAGAGAAGAGCGAGAAUCAGGCGAAGCUGCGAGCGCUGGAGAGGGACAUGGUCUCUGCCAGGGAUGUGAGGAUGCAUCUGGAGAGGAGUGCUGACCAGCAAAGGGAGGAACACAGGCAGAACAUCCAUAAACUGCAGGAGCACUGGGAGGGUUUGGAGAAGGAGAAGGAGGAUCUAGGCCAGCAGCUCGAUCAUCUGGUCCUGGAGAACCGAGGUCUGCUGCAGCAGAAGAUGUCUCUGAGCCUGGAGGUUGCCACCUACAGAGCUUUGCUGGACGGCGAGGGCCUUCGAAGAGACAUCACUCUGCCCAGAAACAUUUCAUUUAAAGACGCAUCUUUGAAGACUUGUCGAGAGAAUUAUCGCCGUAACACCACUCCCCUCUCAUCUCCUCUCUGGCGACCGCCAGCCGCGUUUAAAGCUGCCACGCUCCCGAGGAGCAAGCCUGAAACCAUCAGCGAACCUCAGAAGGAAUCAAGAAAGCCUGAUGAUGAAGAUGCAACAAAAACGGGAAAACAAGAAAGCCCGUAUCCCAAAAUACUACAGAAUGGAGCAGUGGAAGAGUUCAGAGCGGGGGAAGUGGAUGAGAAAGUGACCUACGCAGAGCCUCUUUCUCCUUCAGGAGAGGAGGAUGAGGAGGAGCUUCCUGACGGAGACGCGUGUGGAAAUGAUGCUGAUGUUGUUGUUGUGGAGGAAAAAGCAGCUGUCAGCCUUCAGCUCCAGUCUUCACUGAUGCCCGUCUCCAAUGAAAUCAUUCAGCAACAAUCCAGCAGCCAGGAGCAGACAUCAGACCUUCUGGGACUGACAGAGGAGACCUUCAGGUUCUCGGCUGAAUGUGGUCAAAAAGAGACAACUGGUGUUCCUUCUGAGGCGUCGGCCGAGGAAGCGUGUGCACGGAAAGAUGUGCGGGAGGAAACGGAGGCCUUACUGGAAGCCACUCCAGAAUCCAGGACGAGUAACCCGUCUUUCCAGUGUGAGGAAGCAGAGCUGCCAAACAUCUCCAAGGAGCACACGGCUGAGAUAAGGCAGGAAAUAAGCUACUCCACCUUGGCAACAAAUGAGAUGGAAGCAGUGGACAUGUUGUAUCCCGAUGGAGAAGAGAUGGACACGUGGGACAGUGUGAUGGAAAAGAAGAUCUAUGUUGAGCCAAAUGAUCCAAAACCAGAGGCAGAAUAUGCCGAACCUGAGGAGAGCAUCUCAGCCAGAAGGCCCGAGCCAUGCAGAGAAGACAUAAAGAAGCAAGAAGAUCACAUGUCCAACCACCAUGAGGAGCAUUCUCAAUGUCCCAACAACCAAGACGAUGAGGACGAAGACUCGCAAAACGUCUCCGUGUCCUGGAGGGCCGAGCCGGAGAGCGACAGCUACGCUCAAGACAACACUCUGGCCGACACGCGUCCUCUAAUCCGAUACAAGAGCGACGACACGGACGCCAACACUCAGGCGUCGCACAUGGACGAGAGCGAAUCCAGCGAUGGCGAGCAGGAGCAGAAGACCGGAGACGGCGUCGCCUGGACUGAGAGCAAGGCCAAGAACUUUGGAACCAUGGAGGAUCUUUGUGAGGAAGUGGAAGAAGAAGCGACGGAGUGCGAGCAGGAAUAUGCUGACGAUGAAGAUGCUGGACUGGACAAAGCCGCCUCAGAGGCCAGUGAGCUCAUUUUGGAUGAAGAUGUGAGGAGCACACCUGCGGUCCCCGAAAAUGUUCCCUUCGACGAGGAGAUCGACACGGACAGACUUGUGGAGCUGGAAUUGGAAAACCUCUCCACGGACAGAUACGCUUCCCACUUCGCUCAACGGCCGGACGACGAGAACGAGGCGGAGCAACCUGAGGAUGAGGACAAUGAGGAUGAAAGGAUGAUGAUGGAACAAGAACACGUCGACAAAGUGAACCCCUGCACGGAAUCUAACAGUCGAGCACAAAACAAUGCGGACCUCAAGGCCUUCGCAAGGCCCCUGGAGGAGGAGAAGGACGAGGAGGAGGAGGAGGAAGAUGACCAGGAUGCUUCAGAAGAUCCAGGAAGAAGGGGGGAAGACUUUCACUUCAAUGUUUCCAUGGAAACACAGGCUGAUCAAACACAAGAUCCCAUCGCCUUUUGUGAGUUCCUCAACAGGACUGACAUAGAAGAAGAAGUUGAAGAUGAAGAAGAAGUAGAAGAAGAAGAGGAAGUAGAAGUAGAAGUAGAAGAAGAAGUAGAAGAAGAAGUAGAAGAAGAAGUAGAAGUAGAAGAAGAAGUAGAAGUAGAAGUAGAAGUAGAAGAAGAAGAAGAAGAAGAAGAAGAGGGCACAGAGGAGCCAGAGUCUGUCCUGGAAAAAGUGCAAGAUCUCAUCUCUGCAGACAUACCAUCGACUUCCUGUUUGUCUGAGGAGAUCCUAGUAGAAGACUCUGAAGACCGUCUGGCAGCUGGAUGGAAAGUCUUUGAGAAGCCCAGCGAGGACUUAGACGUCACGGCUCCAAACGACGAAGAAGCAGCAUGUGAGGAAUCUGUCCAGAGCCGUCCACGUGAGAAAGGAGGCGACAGCGAGGGUGCCACCAUAUUUGAAAAGGAUCCUGUCGAGAUCUCUCCUGAAACGGCGCCCGAGGAGAACGUCAUCUUCGCCAUGAAGGACUCGGCAGAAUUCCUCAAAACAAACGGCAAAGACAAGCACGACUUCUGGGCGUCGUCCGUGGAGGACGGUGCCGCUUUCCGAGCAGACGAAGACGCGGCGGAGAACGACAAUGUCACGACGUUUGAUGGCGGACUGGACUGGGGGAAGGCGGUCAACGGGAGCUCCGCCCACGGACAGGCUCCCCAGAAGGAGGGGGGAUUGGUCCAUUCUGAGGAGUCGGAAGCCGAGGGUGGCUCCUGGUCGUCUGGAGAUGAGUAGUGUGGUCCAGAAGAACACGGCUGUUUGUUUUAGAGGUAAUAGCGCCCCCUUGUACUUCGGCAUUGCUUGCAAGCCCGACAAUUUAGUUAGUCUGGACUGUUUUUUUUUUGUGGCGAAAAUGUAGCUUUUUAAAAACACGUCUGUGUCAAUUCUCAGUAAUCCAAGUCACGGCCAUCAGCAAGGCUGACCCGACGCUGCUGUUUGUUCCUGUUUGUUCUCUCUCAGGCCGGGCCAGCCUGGUACCAACGCGUGGCACCACAUGGGAGGGCACUUCCUUUGGGCCCAGGGUCAGCAGCUCAUUUCCAUCUCAAACAGAAGGGACAUUCCUUCUGACACAAUGAUGCCCAAAUUCUGGGCAGUGAGGACCGAAAGAGGGGUGGAACAAAGCCGUCUAUGUCAAACUAGAAAGGCCCCCUCUAAACAGAGGUUGAGGUUUGCGCCAUCACCUCACGUCCUCGCACCCUCGCCCGAAGACCGCCUCGCUCACCUGGAAGAGCGGCCACCAGCGAGUUGUUUGGCCACCAGGCAGGCAAAUGACCUGUUGUUUGCAGGACGGUCACUGACCAGCCGUGCCGGGCAACAACCCCAAAAAGCCCACUGUGAUCACCCGCAGGGGACGCACCCACCAGGGACGUAAUUAGGGAAACUCUGCACCUAAAAUUGGAAGCCUUUGCGCGAAAGGUGAAAUGUCUUCAACAAACAAGGACAGUCCAGUUGCUCGCCUACGUGAAGUCCGAGUUGUGCCUUGCAGCGCACCCUGGUGGCGCAGAGCACCAACGUGCCAAUAUCGUCACGUACACGCGUGAUGUGACCGCCUCUGACCCACCUCGUGCGUUUUUCCUUCCAUGCUUAUUGUCUUUCAGUGUCCUAGAAAGUCUGAGGUUGAAGAUCGAUGCCUCUGAAGUUGUUAUUGAUCUCCGGCUAAUCAGAUUUCACCUCCUGAAGCCGAUCAAUACGAGCAGAGGAGGAGCAGCUGUUUAUUGAUCAUUCUGUUCACUUCACGCAUGCUGUUUUUGACUGAAAUCUUUCUUUUUUCUUUUGCUUGAUUGAAUGGACUGUUUAGUCUGCGGUACAUUUAACGCUCCAAUAAAC